AUGGAGAAGGAGAAGGACAAGCGCAGCCUGUACGAUGAGGCCCUCGACCGGUUCCGCAAGGACGCUGCCGAGCGUCACUCUAGUUCUAAGGACCUAGAACUGCUCAACGAGUUCCUGCAUGAAAGGGCCACCCCUGAAGAGACCAAGACAGCCGCCGAGGCGCUCCAGGGCGAUGCCGGCAAGAAGUAUGGAAGCCGCAAACUGGGCGAUGUCGAGAUCCCCGAGUCCUGGAUCGCCAACAUCUUGGGCAACAUUGAAAACUUUGUUGCCGCGGGCGACUUCCUGACAAAAAAUGCACCCGAGAGCGUUGGGAUGGCGUGGUAUGCGAUCAAGCUCACGUUGACGGCUAUCCACAGCAACUAUGAUCUCUACACAUUUUUCGGCUCCGGCCUGAGUGACAUCAGCGAGAUCAUGAUCAUCGUGCGCCAUUACGACAGGCUGUACGAUGAGCGGUCUAAGCCGCAGUGGAAGCCCAGCCCGCUAGUCGAGAAGCUCUUCCAGGACGUCAUUGGGGCCUACGCCGCCGUGCUAGAGUUCUCCUUUGCCAUCAAGCGGCACUUGACCGCGGGCAGUCUGACGAGAAUUAAGCACGGGUUCAAGGAUUUCUUUGGGUUGUCCAAGGCUAAGUUCGAGGACAAGCUUGGCGCCGUUGCGUCGUUCAAGAAGAAGAUUUUGGAGGAGAGUCAGGGCGCGUUCCAAGACAAGACACUCACCCACCUCGAUAACGUGUCUACGGUUCUGGCUGGGAUUGAAGGGACGGUCCGCAAUAUCCAGGACUUUCAGGACACACAAAAGAAGCUUCACGAGGACGCCAUGGCCAAGUUCGAAGUGCUCAUCAAGGGUCUCGACGAUAUCAAGGCGUCAACCAAGCGAAAAACGCAGUGGGACUACGCCGUUCAAGAUUUCCAAGCUUUCCAGGAGGUCUUAAGCCCAUUGGAAGGCUCUUUUAAGGUAUUAGGUGACAGAAUUGACGACAUUUACCCGGGUACUUGUGAAUGGGUUCUGGAGGAAAUCUCCUAUACGCAGUGGGGUGAUGCGCCCGAGGGCAAAAUCCUUUGCGUUACCGGCCCCGAAGGCUCCGGAAAAUCAUACGUGGUAGCGUCCAUCGCAGACCGCAUCACGCGUGCGGCCGGCCCGGAAGAAGCCCUUUUCUACGUCGCGUGCACCGGGUCAGCCGGUGACGGGCAUCUCGGCAACACCCAAUCGUACACAGCGGACGCCAUCUGCCGCACAUUUCUGUCGCAGCUCUACGAGCUAGCCGUCCAAGGAGAAGACCACGUGGGUCUACUCGAAUCGUGCAACGCUGUAUUCAAGAAAGCGAAAGGAAAAAUACAACUGGGAGGGCGUAUGCGUUCCGAGAGCGAUUCACUUCCGGAAUUUUCUGAGGGGUUUGCUCAGCUUGCGUCCCUGCUAAAAAAGAAGACGGUUCUCGUUCUUGACGGCGUGGACAAGACCGUGAUCAGCGACAAGGAUCAGGAGGAGCUUUUGCGCAAGCUGCGGGGCCUUCUCGACGCCGUCUCUGGCGACACAAGCGGGACUGAUGUCCGGAUUCUCAUCGGUUGUGCCUCGUCGACAAAACUCUUCAGUGAUCUUGAUCUCCAGCCCUACCAGUACCUCGAUGUUCAGCUCAGCAAUCGGCGGGAUAUCGAAGUAGUACUAAAGAAUGCCUUGAAGGACGUUCCGGGUCUGUCCUCCGCGGAACAGGAGGCAGCAAAGGAGGCCAUUCUCGAGAAAGCGCGGUCCCGGUUCUCCUACGUGCAAGACACUGCCAUCCCGUUCAUGCGCGAACCGUUCCAACGUCCACUUUCCACCCGCCUGGAGGCGCUGCCUGAGGGAAUUGACGACGUGUAUGGGAAGGCGCUGGGCAAGAUGAGCCCCAACUACCUCGGUCUGCUCCGCACGGCACUCACCUGGACCCUUUUAGCGCCGGUUUUCCCAGGACUGCCUCAUGCGAGGGAGAUCAUGGACGGGUUUCAGGGCACCUACGACAUCCCCCCAGAGUCAGAGACAUUGGACGGGAUCGAGGCCGAGUUUCCCGUUACCUCCCGACUAGAGCUAGACCAGCUGCGUGGUGCCACGGACCCGUUCUUGAAACUGUUCCCCGAGCAGAAUGGGCGCGUGUGGGUGUACGAGAGUGAUGCGGUAGCCGUCACGGAGUAUUUCAUCCGGUCCGGCGAGUGGAUUGCGGCCGAGGAGAAGAAGCGCGAACACGAGCACCUGUGUUCCAAGUGCGGGACCACUGCGUCGUCCCCGGCCUCUUUGUACAUCGACCCCAAGGUGUCCCACCUCCAAAUGGCCUUGACGUGUUUGCGGCACUUGAACCAUCCUUUUUUCCAGCACCGGGCGGGUUUGGUCUUGCCCACACAAGCUGUGAAAAGGGAGGAAGAGGUGGCCAGUGAAAGCACAGUGACCCCCUCGUCGGAGACAGAGGACGCCGGUGUUAGCUCCACGGAAGCCGAAGCUACUAUGACGACAGAGAACGACGGCGCGUCGGACUCGGGUGGCCCAACCGUGGAUGAACAGCUGCAAGAGGCCCAAGACGGAUACACCACCGAAGGCUCGCUCGACGACGAGGACGUCGAAGGUCCAACUGCCUUAGAACUUGCGACUGCCAGAUCGGACGAAGGAGAGGACAACGAGCAGGACGAUGAUGACGACACCCGCAACACACGAAUCAGGUACGAGUUGCAAUACUGGCCCUGGCACGUACAGCAGGCCGAAGCAUUGUGGCCGGUCGAGGAGCGAGAAAACAACAGCGAUUGGGCAGCGCUGAUCGGCGAGCUGGACAAGUUUGUGUUUGAGACGCCCGCAGUGUUUGAUGCGUGGCAAAGGCAAUACCCCGCGAGAAAAGACGAAUACGACCUUUUCCAGAUUGCGAACGGGCCCCAUAAGCCCCUGCACGUGGCCGCGUUCCUUGGGCUUACGACUUGGACUCGGCAUUUGCUCGAUCGUGGUGAGGAAUUAGAAGGACUUUCAGGGGGUUACAGCCCGUUGCAGGCCGCGGCAUGCUCCGGAGGCUCGCUUGAUGUCCUCAAACUGCUCUUGGAAGCGGGCGCCGAUGUGAACGCUGAGCACGAAGCUGAGCGCAGCGCAUUUAAGCACUGGCUGAUCAAGAGCGACAUCACAUUGGAAGGGGUCAAGUUGAUGCUCGACCAUGGAGCAGACCCCAAGGCCGCCUGCACCCGUGUGCAUUACAACGCACUCCAAUACUUUGCCUUUUCUAACCGCGGAGAGGACCCCGCAAUCCUGGACCUCUUCAUGGACCACGGUGUCGACAUCGACGCCGUGCACCCGCUGGACGGAUGGCGACUGCCGGCGCUUCACAUGUUGUUGAUGCGCCGGGAGGUGCCAAAGCCGCUGCUCGAGGCAUUUGUCAGGCACAACGCAGACACCAACUCGGAGAAUGCGGCUUCAGCACGGCCGCUGCAGAUUGUCUGCACCAACGGCCAGGUGGAGAUUCUCAAGAUCCUGCUCCAGUCCGAGGUCCUCGAGAUCGACGACACUGACAUGCACGGCACGACGUCGAUCCACGAGGCUGCCUUUUACGGCUACAGCAAGUGCGUGCAAGCACUACUGGAGCAUGGCGCAGACCCGGACAUCGCUGACAAAAUCAACCGUAUCGCGCUUCACACCGCGGCCCGGAAGGGGCUGUCAGGCACUGUCAAGGUGCUGCUCCAGUACACGAAGCAGAUCAACCAGCUCGACCACAGCGGAUGGUCCCCUUUCUUCUGCGCGUGUCUUAGCAAUGACGAGGAAUCCGCCGUUCUCAUCCUCGACGCCCUCAUUGCGCACAACAUCCCGCUUUCCGAAAUCAUCCUUCCGACCCGUUCCGGUCGCACCGCGGUACGUCAGGCAGCCGACCACGGCUUCACCCGGGUUCUCGCCAAACUGUUCGACCUAGCCGCCUCCUCCUCUUCGUCCCCAUCACCCGAGCCGGCCCCCAGCCUCCCUUACCUAAACGCCCCCGACACCAAACAUGGCGUGACACCGCUUCACCGUGCGGCUCUCCAUGGCCACGCCUCCUCCGUAACGGCCCUUCUCACCGCUGGCGCAGACCCUUCCCCGCUCGACGCCCACGGCCGCACGCCUUUAGCCCUCGCCCACGAGCAGUGGUCCAUCGCGACCAAGAAGACAGAAGCCUAUGAGCCCGUUCUUGCGGCCUUGAUCACUGCAGACCCCUCUGCGGCCCGUGCGGAUGCCGAUCUGGCCGCCGUGUGCGCCGCUAACGGCAGCGUAUCACUGCUAGCACAGCUUGGCCGGCUCGGUGUGGAUCUGAACAGGCCGGACCGGUUCGGCUGGACGCCACUGGCACUGGCCCAGCAGUUCGGUCGGGUUGAGGCCGAGACGUUCUUGAAGCGGCCCGCGGCAUGGGGCGGCUUGUUACCUCGGGGGUGGGGCCGAAACUGGCCGGCCGUCGCCGGGAGUGCGCGGGACAGUGUGGUUGUUGUUGGAAGAAGCACACGCAUCGUGCACACCACUGGAAAGCGCGUCUGCGUCUCAGCGGACCGACCGCUCCCUUCCGGGCUGGAAAAGUACUACUUCGAAGUCACACUCCAGGACCUCCCCAACCCAACCGCACAAACCACACCCGCACCGACAUACCCCGAAAUGGCCAUCGGCUUCUGCACCUUAGGUGGCGCGGCGCUAGAAUUCCCCGGCUGGUGGGCAACGCCCGACAGUACCAACACCGCACGCUCAUGGGGGUACCACUCCGACACGGGCGGUGUCUACUCCUCGACGUCUGACCGGGGUAACCCCAGCGCAUUUGUUGACGUCGAGUACGACGACCAAAAAUACCGCGUCGGCGAUACCGUGGGGGCAGGGGUGGAUUUGGCCCGCGGAGAGAUGUGGUUUACACGGAACGGCGUGCGGCUCGAGGCUGUGGUGACUGGUGUUGAGGGCCGACUGUUCCCUGUUGUGGGAUUGCAUGAGGGGAUUUGUUUUGAUACGAAUUUUGGAGGAGAAGGGGAUGCGGAGUUUCGGUGGAAGGGUGAGCUGCCGGUGGAGGGAAAGGGGGCGAGUAAUGUGGUUGAGGUCGUUGUGCGUGGGGGGAAGGGAGAUGCAGAGAAGGAUGGUGAUGUGCAGGUUGUGAGUGCGGAGGUCGUGGUGAGUGAGGGUUGA
This is a messenger RNA of Dichotomopilus funicola, 5121 nucleotides long. Its product is annotated as ankyrin-3. Bases 1 to 5121 code for a protein of 1706 amino acids. The transcript has 3 exons. Lineage: Eukaryota; Fungi; Ascomycota; Sordariomycetes; Sordariales; Chaetomiaceae. Gene Ontology annotation, molecular function: ATP hydrolysis activity; protein binding. The record is from RefSeq and is a predicted model, not a curated record.